AUGUCGGCAAUCCUGGAAGACCAGUCAGUCUGGGACCAUUUCUUCCCACCGCUUCCACCUAACCAUCCUCCCGUUGAGGAAGGCCUCGCCGUCGAUGUAUUGGAGUGGUAUUCAGAUGCAACUGCCAAUGCACGAGUCGAGCCACCUAUCAAGACAGCAAAAGCACUGAUCGCCUGUGACGAAGACCCCAAUUCAACCUGCAGUCUCCGCAUCGUCUUCUUACCCCGAGACCCCCCAGACCUAUCGGCAGAUCUAGCUUUGAAAGCGAUAUACCAGCACUACGCCUUCCCCUCAGCCUGGCUGACAGAACGACUCCGCAACGUGACGCAUUCUUUCGGUGGCCACAAAGUCCUCAACAACCCGAAUGUCGAUGUAGCGUGGAUGCGGCUUGUGUGUAAGGACGUCCAGGUCAGGGCGACGGUCGAAGUCGACAACUUGCAGUUCUACGACAUCGUCGACGGUACAGCGAAGAAUCCUCGCGGAGGCAGCCAGGAUAGUUCGGCGUGGUGGCAUCUCGAUGCGUUGGUUCAUACGAGGGAGAGGGCUGAUGGGUCGAAGUGUGUUACACUGGUGUGUUUUAGUCAGAGGCAGGAUAUUGUGAGGAGGUUUGAGCAGUUGUUGGGUAGUGAUUCUUGGGAGGACGCUGUUCAGGAUCCCUACCUGCUGUUUAGUAUACUGUUGGAGAAGUGGUAUCUUACCUUGGAUCGAGUUGCUUGGGGUUUGGCGGAUGUGUUUCGACCGAUUGAGAUUUUGACGUUGCGGAGGAGUGAUCGCAAGCAGGCAGUUCGUCCUAACAAAGAGGAGGGCCACGACGACGACGAUGGAACAGUCAUCCCCGACCUCGACUUCGCCGGCCUACACAACCUUUCGAAACACUGCACCUAUCUUCUUGAAGCAGCCUCCGCAACCCUCCUCGUCCUCGAAAACAUGACCCACCACCACCGCUUCCUCCACACAAACAACACAACAUCUUUAUCGACCGCAACGGCAACAUCACUCACCUACCGUAAAUCGACCCUCGAAUCGACUCAACUCCGGCUCCAGAGCCUCCAACAACGCAUGUCGAACCUUAUCAGCCUCUCCUUCAACCUCGUCACACAGGAGGAUAGUCAGACGAUGAAGAACGAUAGUCAUGCGAUAAAGGCUAUCGCGAUCCUCACGCUCAUCUUCCUCCCACUCACCGGCAUCGGAUCUGUCUUCAGCACGCCCUUCUUCGACGUUGACUUCGACUCGGAGAGCAGGAUGCUACGAGUCGCAAGGAGCUUCUGGAUUUUCUGGGCGAUUACUAUCCCGCUUACGGGAUUGCUGCUUGGGUCCUGGGGGGUGUGGUACUAUCAAACGAAGAGUGGUAGUGACACACAGCACCGUCGUCAGCACCGGGGUUCCUCCGCGGCGGAACAGGGAAGGGGCGGAGGAGGAGGUGAUGAAGAGGUCGUCCUCCUGCGGCGACUUCGUCCACGCGAGCGUCAUGCUGGCGGCGCACCUGCAUCUUCCUUACGCAUGAUUGAGUUGAGGAGGCUUUUCUCUCGGUCCCGAGCGUUGAAGUGA
This is a messenger RNA of Zasmidium cellare ATCC 36951, 1548 nucleotides long. RefSeq lists its product as uncharacterized. Bases 1 to 1548 code for a protein of 515 amino acids. Lineage: Eukaryota; Fungi; Ascomycota; Dothideomycetes; Mycosphaerellales; Mycosphaerellaceae. The record is from RefSeq and is a predicted model, not a curated record. The transcript has a single exon.